This is a messenger RNA of Motacilla alba alba, 9026 nucleotides long. RefSeq names its product mitochondrial carrier 1 (gene MTCH1). NCBI's taxonomy places the organism in Eukaryota, Metazoa, Chordata, Aves, Passeriformes, Motacillidae. The transcript has 14 exons. The record is from RefSeq and is a predicted model, not a curated record. Bases 21 to 1064 code for a protein of 347 amino acids. Gene Ontology annotation, cellular component: mitochondrion; membrane. Gene Ontology annotation, biological process: positive regulation of apoptotic process.
AUGGUUCCUCCCGGCCCGCAAUGGUUCGUCCCGCCGCGGUUCCUCCCCCGGCCCGCGGCGCGGUGGUGGCGGCCGGCGCGCGGCGCGGUGACGCGCGAGCCGCGGCGGCCAUGGCGGCGCUGCCCCCGGGGCCGCUGUCGCCGCCUGGCGGGUGCGCGGCGGACGCGGCGGGGCCUGAGGGCGCCGAGGGGCUGUUCGUGCUGCUGGGCGCGGGGCUCGCCGCCGCCAGCCACCCCCUGCUCUACGUCAAGCUGCUCGUGCAGGUUGGCCAUGAGCCACUACCUCCAACCAUUGGAAGAAAUGUGCUGGGAAGGAAGGUCCUGUACCUGCCUGGCUUCUUCACCUACGCCAGACACAUCGUGGAAGUGGAUGGCAAGAGAGGCCUGUUCCGUGGCCUGACUCCUCGCCUCAUCUCAAGCACUUUAUCAACCAUCACCAGGGGGAGUGUGAAGAAGGCUUUUCCACUGGAAGACAUGGAGCACGUGUCUAACAAGGAUGAUGUGAAAACUUCACUUAGGAAAGUGGUCAGAGAGACAUCCCACGAGAUGAUGAUGCAGUGUGUGUCACGGGUUGUCUCGCACCCGCUGCACGUGAUCUCCAUGCGCUGCAUGGUCCAGUUCGUAGGCCGGGAAGUCAAAUACAGCGGUGUGUUCAGUGCCAUUGGCAGGAUAUUUAAGGAAGAAGGGAUCCUGGGAUUCUUUGUUGGCUUAGUCCCUCACAUCCUGGGGGAUGUCAUCUUCCUCUGGUGCUGCAACCUCCUGGCUCACUUCAUCAACACCUACGCUGUGGAUGACAACUUCAGCCAGGCCUCGGUGAUCCGGAGCUACACCAAGUUCGUGAUGGGGAUCGCUGUGAGCAUGCUGACCUACCCGUUCCUUCUCGUGGGAGAUCUCAUGGCAGUGAACAACUGUGGGUUGCGCGCCGGCCUCCCUCCCUACGCUCCUGCCUUUGCGUCCUGGAUCCACUGCUGGAGGUACCUCAGUGCUCAGGGGCAGCUGUUCCGUGGCUCCAGCCUGCUGUUCCGCAGGGCGCCCAUCCCAGCCGCCUCCUUCCCCCUCGACUGACGCCUCGGCAGGGACAGCUCAUCAACGCGGACUCCUCGAGAAACCCCAAGCUUGUUUCGAUAUCUGUAUACUUCUAUUUUCUGAUCCAAAGUCCAUGGUGCCAGAACUGACACCUCCUCUCCAGCAAGGCCAGGAACACACUUCUGGACCUCUGGCUCAGGCUCCAGCUGGACCAAAGCUCCAUCCUCGUGGCUGUCUCGACUGGGAUGUAUAGCAGAGAGAGCAGAAAGCCGUUGUCUCUUUGGUCCAGGCUGUAGCUCUGCAGUUGCUGGGGAAGUCCAGGAAUCCAGAAAAUGCCCAGGUACUAAAGGAGCCAGCCAUGAGCUGCAGGGACAAAAGACUGCUUUGUUCUGCCUGAGCUGAAAAGCAGCAGGAGAUCCAAGGUCACCUCCCUGGGAAGGUUAUGCCAGGUGACAGCCUCCUGCCUCAUUGUUUCUGGAGAGAGCACCUUUGCCUGGCAGGUAGCUCAUCCUGGGCAAGAUCAACCUGGCAUCCAUAUUUAAGGUUUGAGGGUACCUGAUCACCCAGGAACAUCCCUCCUCCCACGGGCAUGAAAAAGAAAUUAUAGGAUCAAAACAGGGAAGGGAAACAGAGUCCCACUGCAAAGAACAGCAGAGUCCCAAAGAGACAGGUCCAGCCCAGCUCAGGGCAGCGAUGGGAUGUGGACAAGGAGAGGGCCCUUGGGAAGGGACACGUGCUGCCAGUGGUGCUGCUUUGGGCAGGAUUUCACUCAUGGCAUGGGCUGUGUUUAGGAUACACCCAGCAGAGCUGUGAGCUGGCCAGGCAGCCUGCACACGCUCUGGGGGAGGCGGCUGCUGGGUUGGACUGGCCUGGCUGCAGCGAGGGGCGUCUCCCAGCCAGCAGCACCACGAGCCCUGCUGGGCUCCUGCUCCUUUGCUGAUGGAAACAGAGCUGCUGGGAUCUGAGAGCUGCACACAAAGGGCUCUCCUGCAGCAGGGGCAGCCAUCCAGGGCUGUCUGCAAUGAAGGGAUACACCUUGAGCUGGCCAAAGGCUGGUGAGGCAUCAGGGUCGAAGGCUUCUGGUCUCAGUGGAGCACGGCUGGCUCUGUGCAUAGCAGAGCUCACCAGUGGCACCAGGGCAGGACUGAUGCUCAGCUCCCCAGACAAGAGUUUCUUUGCACCAGUCUGUGCUGUGAUGGCAGCCAGGCAGAUUUCCCCCAUUUCAGUUCCCCACGAAGCAGUCUUUUGCACAGAGGUGAUGCUGCACUCCCUGGGAAGAGGUUUAGCAUUCCUUGAGCAGGUUCCCAUGUGCUGCAGCAGCAGCUGGGGUCACAUCUCAUCCUGGUCCUCUGGGGACCUGCCAUCACAGGGGGGUUUUUCUGCAGCAGGCAGGGUCGAUGCACACCCCCAGGCAGGGCUUGCAGGACAGUGGUGGCGUGUGCUGGGACUGGCAGCCCCCACCCAGCUCCCUUCAGUGUCGUGAAGUCAGUCCUGUCCGUCCUCCCUCGCUCCCAGUUUGUGUUACAGUUAAAUAAUGCAUGGACCUGUUCCCUAACACCAGAGAUGAUUUCAAAGAGGAUUUAAUUAUGCUCCAAAAUACAGUUAUAAAACAACUAUUGGGUGGUUUGGUUUUUUGGGGUUUUUUGGUGAUUUUUUUUUUUUUGGUGAUUUUUUUUUUCAUCUGUAUAAUGUGCAGUUUAAGACAGGCACUUCCUUUGGUCUUUUCUACAAAUCAGGGGCUAAAAUAGCUGUUUAAAACUUCGAUUCCCCCUGAUUUUCCUCACCUCCACGGAAGGUGGGCAUAUUUAGGCUGAGCAAACUGCAGUGGGUGCACCUGGAGUGAGGGUGAGGCAGCAGAGGGCUCGGGUGCUUGAAACAAUGUAUGUGGAAUUAGGUUUUUGGAGUUAAAAUUGACCCUGAGGUCUUCUGGAAAGGGGUGAUGGAAACCUUUUGCUGUUGUCAGACCAGUCAGGUGGGCUCAGCCAUUCCAUCUUCCCCCUCACAGCUCCAUCCUUCCCCACCGGCCUUCAAUGACCUUGUCUUAUGACCUGCUCCAAUACAGGGCAUUGCACCUGCCAGGUCACACAGCACCUGCUCAGAACAUGUACCUUUGCCCUCCAUAUUCAAGCCACCUUCUGCUGCUCACAUGCCUGUCAAACCUCCUGCAGCCUCUGCACAGCCUGACUGCAGCCACUGCAGGGAAAAGUGCUAUUUCCUGUCCUUUGAGGAGUUUACCUAAGGAAUUUACCUAAGGGAUUUACCUAAAGCUGCACCAGUGCAUGCAUCCUGCCAGUAAUUUCUGCCCAGUUCAUCAGGGCCCACAAACUUGGCUGAAAACCCAGCAGUUGACUGUAGUUUUUGCUCAAUUUAAAUGAAAACCAGGUUUCAAAGCUUUCACUGCACUGCCUUACUUUGAAGCAAGGGGCUGCCAUUCUUAGGAUGAUUGAAUAUUUCCUCACCUCCUCUUUCUAUCCCUGAUUCUUCUUGUCCCAUCCUUCAUUUGAGGGGCCUCACCACAAGGACAAAUGUCUGCACCAGGAGCAGGCAAGGAGACAACCCAAACCCUGGCUGGGUGUCCCUCUCCCUUAAAUUGCUACCCAUUAGUCAGUGCCUGGCCCUGCAGCUGGUCCUCAGGUAUCGCAGCUGAAGGGGAUGGGGCCCCGUUCCCACAGGAGAGGCGAUCCAGGGUGGAACAUGUGCUCAGGAGAGCAAAUGAAGGGGUGGAGGAGGAGGUUUGGGUCUGGCGCCCGGGACGGAGCCGGGGGUUUGUCCCGCUGGCGCUCCCCUGUCUGCCCAGGAAACAACCUCUGGUUUAAAUAUUGACUCUCCUGCACAAAGCCAGGCUGGGUGGGAAUCGCUGCCAUUCCGUGCCCACACCGUUUAUCAGCCUCCAGUGGAGAACUGAGAUUGCUGGGACUUUGGCCUCAUCUGCUCCCAGCUGCCCGGGGGAGAAGGGAGGCAGCGACAGCAGCCAGGAGAGGGAAUCUCAGGUCAAGGCUGGUCUGUCUCUGCUGGGCAUGGAUGCUCGAGUCUGGCAGGAUCUGGAAAGCAGCAAGAUGAGCCUUUGUGCCCAGGGAAGUGCAGCUGAGCUCAGAGCCAGUGUUUCAUCCUCCCCUUUCCCCUGCAGAGCCGUCCUGCUGAAGACCCUUCAGUUCAGUCCGACCCCCCUCCUGGCCAUGCCACUCUCCUUCCAUGGAGCCGGGAGGGAAGGAUCCCAGAGAGCCCUCCCGAUGUCUGGAUGGUGCCUGGUGUCUCCCUGGUGUCUGGUCAGUGGGAAGGCCAGGGGCUGCCAGCCCUCCCCCGCAGCCAUGGAGGGCCCCAUCUUGCAGCCACGCAUGAGGAAGUGCCCUGUGGCACAGCUGCCCUCGAUAAGGCUGUUUGCUCUGUUCUCCCGCAGCGCCGAGCUCCACGUAGGCAAAUAAUUCCUUAAAAAAAACCAUAUAUAUGUAAAAAAUAAUAACCCUCACAGAGGAGAUCCUGCUGCCGGGGUGGUGGGGCCGGCUGGUGCCAGGAAAUGCUCAGGGUGGGGACUUGGACUGGACCCAGGCACCCGCAGCGUGGUGGCCCUGGACCUGUCCCUGUCUUCACACAGCCCCAUCCCCUGGCAUGGCCUUCACUCAGAGGGGAAUUAUGGAGGAGCCAAGUCCUCACGGAUUCUCCCCUGGCUAAGGGAAAUCCCAUCUGGAAACAAGGAGAAGAGGCCACAAAGAGCACAGGAGCGAAGCUCGGCACAGCGGCCUGAUCUGCCACGCUGACAGUGACAGCUCCGUCCAUCGCUCACGGCUGGUAAGAGGAUGGGAAGGAUGUGGGGAAGCUGCUUUCCAUGCUCCUGCUUUCCUGCUGCAGGGUUUUUUUUAGGGUAAACUCCCUCAAAUCCCUCUAAACUGAGCUGCUCUCUUCCCUCCUGGGCAGUGCUCUCAGGGGGAGCUGGCGGUGUUUCAUCCCACCCUGAGGGGAUCUGGGUCUUUUGGGGAAGAGGUGGCAGCACAAGCUCAGACUCCUUUCCCUGCAGCCACCGUGACCCCUGCACACCUCCCUCGGCACUUAUAUCGUGCUGGGCCCCCAGUCUCAGGGGAGAAACACGAGGGGAAAAGUCUCCCCGGCUUUAAACUCAGCCCCUCUCCCCCUGCUGUGACCCCAGGCCGGGCUGGCGUGGCGAGGGUCGGCAUCGCCGCGGCUGCGGCCCUGGCUCAAGGCGCUGCCCCUCGCUGCAGACAUGUGAAUGCUCCCAUCCCUCGGAAUGGAGUUUCUCCCUGAAAAGCCGCCUGCGCUCUGCGGCCGGGCGGCUCUUGUCAGGCUGCCAGAGGAGGCCGGAGCAGCGUCACAUGCAGCAAAGUUUUACAAGGCGAGCGAGCGUCUGGGGAGAGGGACGGGAGAGGGACCGACCGCCGCACGCACGCACUCGGACGCGCACAUGGAGAAACCUCCUCCGGGCUCCCUCCAGCUCUCAUCCCAACGCUGAUUUUUUUUUUCUUUCCUCCUUUUUUUCCUUUUGUUUUUGGAAGAACAAAGACUUUGGGGUGGGUUGGCGCUGUUGUUUUUCCAGGGUUGCUGUCGGUGGAUGGGGGGAGGCUGGAGGUGGAGGGGGGAGCCGGUGGCUUGAAUGUCAGAAAGUCCCAAAUUUCCCCGGCCGAGUUGCCGAGAUCGUCUGUGCGAAACUUAGAGGAGGAAAGACGGGGGGGGGGUGGGGGGGGAAAUAAUUAAAAAAUAAAAUAUGAUGACGUCACUCGGAGCAGGGGUGCCUUCCCUGCUGCCUGUCAGAUGCGCCUGAAAAGAACAGGGCAAUAAAACAACAGCCGCCUCUGUCUCCCUCGUUAAACACGGCACUAAUUGGAUGUUAAUUUUUCCUUGCUCUUCUCGCUGCUCGAUUGUGAGGGCUCUGCCUGGCUCUCCCUCUCCCGCUUCCUUUCUUUCCUGUUGCAAUGCUCUUGGCAGCUCUGAGGGACUCCGGACUGUGCGCUCCCCUCCCGCUCGUGGACUGGAAUAAUUCAGGAGCUGGGAGAAUUAAAAAAGACGAGGCGCGGGGGCGAACGGUUCAGAAACGGGGCGGGCGUGAUGGAUUUCGAGAGCUACGCUAAUCUCCCCGUUUCCCGUGCAUUGUCCUGCCGACUUGGAGCUAUUCUCUUCCCAUUUGAUUUCUCUUCUCCUCCUUUCCCUUCGCGUUGGGUUUGGACUGCAGGGCAAAAUAGAUGUUUCAAAAAAAAAAAAAAAAGGCAUAAAAAAAAAGGAAAAAAGGCAGGAAAAAAAUAGAAAAAAGACUAAAAAAAGGGGGGAAAAAAGAAGAAAAAGCCAAAAAAAAAAAAAAAAAGAGGAAAAGAAAAAAAGCCUGGUUCAAUGACGACAAACCCCCAAACCUCCUCCCAGCUCCCCCCGUCUCGCCGCGCUGCCUUACCCCUGCGUGGAAACAGGCGUUUUAGGGAGCCGGAGCAGGAAGUUGUUGUUCUCUGUCUUGCCCAGGUCAUCCUUCCAGGGUAUGUGUGCAAGGGCGGCGGGCACGAGGGCUCGGUGGGCGCCCGGCAGCCGUCGGCCGCCCCCCACGCUACCCCCGGCCAACGAGGCGGUGAUUCUGCAUUUCCUUCAGUAGCCUGGAUGUCUUGGUGUUAGUAGCCACGUCACUUUGUUCGUGGACACUCUGAGGAGCAGAUCCCUGCCCUGUGGCAUGGAGGGGGGAACAGGCUCUGAUAAGGCGCUGGAAUGAUCGUCCUGCUGUUCCUUGAGUGGCUUUCCAGACAUGUGGAGAGAAGCAGACACUUCCAGAGCGGAGCUGGGAAGGAGAGCAGAAAGAGGUGGAAUGGCUUUCCUUGCACAGAAAGGACCUUCAGAGCAGCCAAUGCCUGGCUAAGGAUCAUCUCAAUGCCUGGAUAAGGAUCAUCUCAGUGCCUGGAUAAGGCUCAUCCCAGUGCCUGGAUAAGGAUCAUCUCAGUGCCUGGCUAAGGAUCAUCUCAGUGCAUGGAUAAAAAUCAUCUCAGUGCCUGGAUAAAAAUCAUCUCAGUGCCUGCAUAAGGAUCAUCUCAGUGCCUGGCUAAGGAUCAUCUCAGUGCCUGCAUAAGGAUCAUCUCAGUGCCUUAGGCUGCCACGGUCCCAAGCUGUCCUUGAGGCUGAGGUAGUAGAUUGAAUAGUUGUGGAGUCUGGUCCUCCCUCUGAGCUAACUAUACAAUCUACUGUCUUUCCUAAGGAGACAGUCAGGUCUUCAGGUCUGCUCGUCCACUUCUACACCAGGUGUGGGGCAGGUGGUGCAAGUAAAGCACAUCCGUGCCCGUGACCCGUCUGUUCUGCUCUGUGGAGGUGAGGUAGUAGGUUGUAUAGUUUGGUGGGAGGGAUUUGAUCCCAUUUCAGGUGAUAACUAUACAGUCUAUUGCCUUCCUUAAAGAGCAGCAAAACCACGGAGGAGCUCCUGAGGCAUCGCUUCUUUUGUCGAGGAUCCAAAAAAGCAGCAUGGCAUUGUUAAACAGCUCAGUGGGUGUUUCUCUUACAGCAUCCAGAAUUGCAUUCUUCCAGAAUUGCUUCAUGCCUCAGGCACUGGAGCAUGGAGCUACCUGCUUGCAGGGAACCCACUUCUCUUUAAGAUUCGAGAAAACCAGGGAAGUGAGUUUGCACAGCAGCUCCCAGUGUUCAAUUCUAUUCUUUUUUUGCAGGAGGUGGGUUCAAGUUGUAAAGUGUUUAAAUGUAUUGAGCUUUUCUGGUCUGUCCUCAGGUCUGGAGGGGAGCAGAUACUUUUGUGUAAGUGGGACAGAUCUGAGCUCAUGAUUUAAUUUUGUUGUGCCCAGUUCUGAAGUUUGGGUUCAGAACCAGACCCAGGGGCAAGCUUAGCCUGUGGACUCAGAGCCCUGGGAGCUGGCCAGAUUUGCCUGCUUGGCCCCUGCUCAGGAAGUGCAUUUUGUUUUGGACAAGUUCCCGGCCUGUCCCAUGGAACAGAGUUAGAGGGUGGUUCUUUCUGAUCUGAUAAUCCCUUAUCAACUGAACUCCCUCACAUGCAAACCCUGUCAGGGAAGUUUGGGGCUCUUGGAUAUUUACAUAGGACGAACUAAUGAUUCCAACUAAAAUCUUGUCUUAAAGUGGAGACAGGUAAGGAAGAGACAGGAGGCAAAAGGAGCAGGUUCUGAUCCUUCUGGGUUCUCCCAGGCAGUCACCUGACAACAGACACACGAGAAGUCCUCAGGCUUCAGAGCUCUGGCCCUUGGCAAGGGACAGGGAACUGUUAAUUCUUCUGUUUCUUAGGAGCAGAUGGGACUAUCCCUCUGCCGUUUUCCAGAGUAAGUAGGAUCAAGACCAGGAGCGGAGCUGUAACACGAUCAGGGCUGCACCAGGAAGGACAUUUCAGGCCAUUAUCACGACCAUCUUACUGCCAGGGCGACUGUGAGAUCCGAGACACCGCGGAGCGAGGGCAAGCAGAGGACACCUUCUCAGAUGAAGUGGGAGGGAAAGAGCUGAGAGCAAUUGGAGGCCUCAAAUUUCACCCUGAGCAAAGGCACAGGGAGAGCCAGACCUGGCUGCCAGGGCCGAGGGAGUCCCCAGAAUGAAGCAGCUCAUCUCAGGCCCCUCUGCUGGGACAGGGCGUAGCUGCAGCGGGGCUGGGACGCAGCUGCUGGGUGGGGAUGCUGCAGCUCCAAGCGGCGAAGGAAUGCAGCCCUCUCUCCAUAAAUCUGGCUUUUCAGCAGUCCUGGCGACUUGCUGUGCAAAGCUACAGCUUGGUCCUCUGAGCUGCGUUAUUAUCCUCCAGCUGCUUGCUCAGGGGCAGGGCUCCUGCCCGCAGAUUGCUUGGAAGGUACCAAAAUAGCAGCACCAGCAUGGGAACAGGGAGGCAUAUCCACUUCAGCUGGAGAGGUGUCCCCUGGAAAAGAGCUAAUCCCACGUGUGCCAGAUGGAAUCCCUUCAGUCCCCCUCCAUGGCAUUGAUACUAACACAGAGAAUCUCAACUAGUGGAACUGUGUGAGCUGGAAGCCAUGAAUAAAAUAUUACUGGAGAUAUUCCCUCGUGAAAAUAAACUUGGUUUGACUUUUU